Molecule: messenger RNA, 857 nt
Organism: Schizosaccharomyces cryophilus OY26
Lineage: Eukaryota; Fungi; Ascomycota; Schizosaccharomycetes; Schizosaccharomycetales; Schizosaccharomycetaceae
Product: TIM23 translocase complex subunit Tim14
Exons: 3
Coding region: 103-534 (143 amino acids)
Biological process (GO): protein import into mitochondrial matrix
Cellular component (GO): PAM complex, Tim23 associated import motor
Molecular function (GO): ATPase activator activity
Source: RefSeq, a predicted model, not a curated record
CUCCACUACAUCUCACUUCGACAUAUUUCGGUGGCUUUAAAAAACCUGUUUUUUUAUAUACUUAUUAGUUUUAUUUAAUAUUCUAAAAGUUUCCUUAUAAAAAUGGCAUCUGCAAUUCUUUUAGGAAUCGGGAUUGCUGCUUCUGCUGCAGUGGGUAAAAUUGGUAUCGAUGCAUUUCGGAAAUACCGUAAUUUGAAUGGUUCAGUAAAAAACUUUGUCAAAGGAGGUUUUGAACCAAAGAUGUCAAGAACAGAAGCCAUUCAGAUUUUAUCUCUCAAUAAUCGCGGUUUGACGCGUCAAAAAAUAAAAAAUGCCCAUCGUCGUUUGAUGCUGGCAAAUCAUCCAGACCGUGGUGGCAGUGCCUAUGUAGCCAGCAAAGUAAAUGAAGCAAAAGGAAUAUUGGAUGCGGAUCGCUCAAUUCGCAAUUUUAGUUCUUGGAUUGUUCCUCCCUCUAGAUCCGCACAAAAGAUUCCAAGUGUUUCGGAAGCAGUCGAAUGGAUGCAACAACAUUCCUUACAUUCUCCAAGACAAUAAUUUUUUCACCUUAUUAUGACGCUGAUAACUACCUUAUCAUUGAAUCUUGGUAAAUUAAUCUGAUGGUUAGCGUCUUACUUUAGUGAAAGGUAUAAAUUUUUAAUAUGUCACACUUUUUCUAGGGUUUUUGGUACCAUUUAUAUCUUUGCAUCGGUAUGUUCCGUAAAUUACUUUCAGCUUCAUUAUGCCUUUCAGGAGACAUGAUUUUGGUUUUUUACUGUUAAGUAUGGGAUCUUUUUCAUUUUCUAUAUUUUAUUAAUCAAUGAUGAGGUUUUCUUGAACGUUAUAAAUGGUGAAAUUAUGUGAAAUAAAUUUAAACUGGA